Messenger RNA from Saccoglossus kowalevskii, 1400 nucleotides. RefSeq names its product dnaJ homolog subfamily C member 30, mitochondrial-like. Lineage: Eukaryota; Metazoa; Hemichordata; Enteropneusta; Harrimaniidae. The record is from RefSeq and is a predicted model, not a curated record.
CUCUAGUUGGCGUUGUUGGGACAGCUGUGUCCGGUUGAAUCCAGCAUCUAUUUAUACCUCUCCCUCUUGAUGUAGAUAUUAAUUUAUGAUGGUUAAUGUAAAGUAAUGCUGUUAGCUUUCGUCGGAAGUGGCGACACGGGUUAAAACUAAACGAAUCAUCCGCUUGCUGUUCCAUAAAACAGGUACCGUGCCGGGUGACCUUUCUUGCAAGUGUCAACGACUGAAUGAUCUUGGAUACACAUCUUUCGCGUGACAAGACUUUGAAUUAUUAUGUUUAGCCUGCGUAUUUCCCCAAGCAGUGUUAUAACACUUAUCAGAACAUACCGGACUAGUUCCAUUUUGAAUCAAUAUGCAAGAACUUACGGAAAACGUAAUUAUUACGAUGUCUUGGGAAUAUCGCCGAAAUGUACCCAAGGUCAAAUCAAGACCGCUUUCUAUGCACUGUCGAAAGUCUACCAUCCUGAUGUUAAUGACGGAGUUGACGAGGCAGGCAAAUUUGCAGAGAUAACCGAAGCGUACAACGUGCUUGGUAAUUUCACGCUGCGGAAACGCUAUGAUAAAGGUAUACUUGGACCGAGAGAUUUUCGUGGUGAUUUCAAGCCGGAGCCAGAAGAGUCAGUGAUGAAGAAGCGAAGUGGUGUAUACACUGGGCAAAUGUACAAUGCUCAAGGAGAUAAGGUGUAUGAUUUUGAUGAGUUCUAUCGACUCACUUAUGGCAAUCAGUUGGCACGGGAACAGCGGUUGCGUAAUCUCCGCAAGAUUGUCAAGGAAAUUAAUCAUAAAGAAGAUUCAAAUGAAAGCCGGAUGAUGGUUGGUGAAAUCGGUACUGUGCUGGCGGUUUGCCUUUUUGUUUACCUUCUCUACAGCAUCAGUUCUUCGGGAUCCAAUAAUGAUAUUUUAAGCAAAUCCAAUAAACAUGUAAACGACCCGUGAAAUACGAACGUCUCUUACUCAAAUUAGGGGUGUUGCUGUGGCAAAACAAGUUUGAACAUUGGUAUUUCUGUGGUUUAUAGUUCCAUGGUAUUUCUCAUCAUACUCUACCAGUACAGUACAUCAUCUUUUAGUCUCCUAAAAACAUUGACACAGUCAGUUUUUUAAAUCUUUCAUUAGUUUGCUCAAAUUAAUGUUCAGAAACAUGGAAAAUGCUGAUUCCAAUUGAAGUUGUAUAUAUGCAAUUGACAAAACUCAAUCAGAGGAACACAACAAAGGACAUUAUAGCGUUCAUAUUUGUGCAUCAAGUGAAAAACACACACACAGUGGGUGUGUAUAAUUCAGAUGUGUUGCUUUACUGUAGAUAACAGUGUAUAACAAACUUGAUGGUCCUUAAGUUUGUUAUCUUCACUGCACAUCCCUACUCGUGAGUGAUCGCUACUGCGAAACAGUAUACUUAACAAUAUUAG